Boleophthalmus pectinirostris (great blue-spotted mudskipper) is the source of this 1822-nucleotide messenger RNA. RefSeq lists its product as uncharacterized. The transcript has 14 exons. The record is from RefSeq and is a predicted model, not a curated record. Bases 124 to 1467 code for a protein of 447 amino acids. Lineage: Eukaryota; Metazoa; Chordata; Actinopteri; Gobiiformes; Gobiidae.
GUGAGCUGAACCCGGGCAGAGCAGACUAGGGUGGACCGGUUGCUGGUGCGGAGGAACACUGGCUUGAGAUUUUAAUCAGAGGCGGAGUUGAAGUGAAGUCAGGCCGGGGCAAGUGCACCGAAAAUGAAUCCAACUCUGGGGUUCACAGGAGUGUCAGUCCCCAUGGAGCCUGUUCUGCUACUGCUGCUGGUGGUCCCUCUGUGCUGGGGCCAUUCUGAGUACCAAGGGAAGGUCGUGACUUAUUACAGAGUGGGGACUAAUUCAGACGGAACUGUUAGGAUGGUAUUUCGCUAUAAAUCAAACACUGUGAGCUGUAUUAACAGCAACAACAGGUGCCCUACUGACGGCUGUGCGACAAUAUCAUACAUCGUAACUCCCAUUGAUAAGUCGUCGGGAGGUUUUUGCCAAGUGGAGUCAGUCUGGACCCGGGACCCUUCCUCAGAUGGCCCUUUCACAAUGGAAUCCUCCCCAUUCGACUGGAGCAGCCCCAUUGUGAAUGAAGUGUUCACAGCUCAAGCCAUUAUUCUAGUGGACAUGAGGAAUCGUUCUGACACUGGACAAGCCAACAGAUGUCCACAGACCACCAUCCAGCCCAUCUUUGGACAACCCUGGAACUGUCCGGGACCCAUCCAUCUGUUGAGUUUUGAUCCUGACGGAGACCUGGUUCACUGCAGAUUUGCAACGAGCUCAUCAAAUCUAAAUGAGUGUGCAGAUUGCACCCCUCCCUCAGUGCUCAGUCUGUCUGCACCUUGCUCUGUAUCGUUCAGUGCGAGUCAGAGCAGUCAGGGCCGAUACGCCGUGCAGAUGGUGAUGGAGGACUACCCCCAGACUCAAAUCAUUCUGACAAACACCAACGGACAACAGGAAGUGAAAGACCCCACCAUGAGCAUCAGCAAAAUCCCUGUCCAGUUUUUAUUUACAGUGGAGCCUGCUGCUCCAUCCUGCUCCUUGGGCCUGUACUUGCCCUUAUUUGUGACACCAACUCCCACACACGGGGCUCAGAUCAGCGUGCAGGUCGAAGAGACUUUGUACAUCCACAUCGAGGCUAAAGCCAGCGAGUCCACGGUUUCAGAGCUUGUGUUCAGUGGACCCUCCAGGAUGACUAAGGCAGGCUCUGGAGGACAGUAUGUUUUGAGCUGGACUCCAGUGGCCUCAGAGGAGGGACAGAGCCAUCCAGUCUGCUUCAACGUCCGGGCCACUUUCAUGAUGUCCAAGUUUACCUCAAGCCUUCGUUGUGUCGUUCUUAAUGUUAAAAAAAAGAUAAAAGAAGUCCAAACAUUUAAAGUAUGGAUGUCCUCUUCCGCUCUUCUUUCUGAUGAAGCUAUGAGGACAGCUCUGCUUGGACAGAUCAGAAUGGAGCUGGAGAAAAACAAGCUGCCUUCAGACAUCUCCGUGAGACUGAGCAACGUCAUUCAAGCCAUACCCACCGCAGAGUCACCACCAAGGGGGGGGUGUCCAAAUGUCUAACUGCUGUGUUUCAGAUGACAACAGAAAUUCCAUAGGUCGUGAUUCGUACACUAGUCAGUUCAAGAGAUUGCGGUCCAAGUCUCUGGCAGUGCUUCUCUGGUGUCUGUGGUAAUCAAACUUCAUCUGUCUCUCAUGUAAUUUACAAAGAUGAAAACGAGUAUUGUCAAGUGGAACAGAUCUCUACUCUGCAAGUCCCAACCAACGCUCCAUUUGAAAUCAGGUCAAAUGUUGGUGAGCGUGAAGUAAAGGACAUUUCAAAUGCCAAAGAUAAAUCGAGGAAUUUAACCGCCGUGGAUUUAAGGACCCGCUCAGACACCGGAAAAUCCAACUCCUCUCCUCAGACUUCUAUGCUGCC